Messenger RNA from Triticum dicoccoides, 2153 nucleotides. RefSeq names its product protein LHY-like. The record is from RefSeq and is a predicted model, not a curated record. Gene Ontology annotation, molecular function: DNA binding. NCBI's taxonomy places the organism in Eukaryota, Viridiplantae, Streptophyta, Magnoliopsida, Poales, Poaceae. The transcript is spliced from 6 exons. The coding region runs from base 341 to 1825 and encodes 494 amino acids.
CUUCUUCGCCCCGCGCAUUCGCUGGCUGUUCUCGCCUGCUGCGAAUUUUUACUUGCGCAGUAAAAACAAAUUUUUUUGGAGGGAUUUACCUUGCAGAUUUCUGUUCUUGACGGCUUCUCCGUUACUAGAUAAUCUGCCAAAAAGAUUUAUCUGUUUAUUUAUUUCUGCAAUACUAGUAGUAUCUCGUUCAUAGUGUUUUUUUCGGAGGGAUUUUUAUCCGUUUCUCUUGUGAGAAAUGGCCCUGUUUCUAGACACUUCUGUUUUGGGAGGCUUCGAGAACUAGAGAUGGGGAGGACACUACUUCCGUAUUCCAUAUUUUAGUUAGAGCCACCUACCAAGCAUGCCAGGAAGACACAGCACCAAAUCCAGAAACAAUGGAUGGUGCUUUCCAUCCCAGGAAAGGGAUGCCUUGGAUUCAUCCAGGUUGCCAAUCAGCCAAGGGCUAUCGGUGGAUGUCGCAAUGCAGCCCAAUGAGGAGGGGACGGGUGAGCAUCCUGUCAAGCCUAGGAAGCCAUACACGAUCACGAAGCAGCGGGAGAAGUGGACGGAGGAAGAGCACGACAAGUUCCUGGAGGCGCUGAAGCUGUACGGACGGUCCUGGCGUCAGAUACAAGAACACAUUGGCACAAAGACCGCUGUCCAAAUCCGAAGCCAUGCCCAGAAGUUUUUCUCCAAGGUGGUGCGUGAACCUGGUGCUAAAAUUGAGAUCGAGAUCCCUCCCCCCAGGCCAAAGAGGAAACCACUGCAUCCAUAUCCCCGCAAGCGUGCGAACUCCUGCAAUGGAGCAAACCCAGCAAAUGGGCAAUCCAAGCUUGCUCCUAUUUCAUCUUCUUCUGGUUCUGACCAAGAGAAUGGUUCUCCCAUGUCGGUGCUAUCUGUAAUGCAGUCGGAUGCUUUUGGAUCAUCGAUGUCAAACCCAUCAUCUCGCAGUACCUCCCCAGAGUCGUCAGAUGAGGAGAAUAAUGUUCUUCCAAUGGUGAACGGAGGGGAAGGUCAACAAACAGGGAUAGAUCAAUCCCACAAGGAAGCUGAUCAGGAAAACAAAGAUACGGGUACCUCUGAAGAGGAUUCUUCUGAUGAGGUACAGGUAACAAGUGUGAAGCUGUUCGGGAAGACGGUCGUCAUCCCAGACCCGAGGAAAAGAUGCUCCCUGGAUACAGGCUCAGGGCAUGAGAACGGAGAGCAAACCUCACAAUCCUCUAACAAAGGAACAUCACAAGCCCCACUGGCUGUAGAUAUUCCAACACAUACAAAGGGAGAGCAAAUCUCACAAUCCUCUAACAAGGCAACAUCACCAGCCCCAUUGGCUGUAGAGGUUCCGACGUAUACAAAUGGAGAGCAAAUCUCAGAGUUCUCUAACAAGGCAACAUCACAAGCCCCAUUGGCUGUAGAGAUUCAAGCAUACGCUGCACCGACAAGUGGGUGGGUUCUUCCAUACAAUUCAUUCCCGGUCCAUUUCGGGGAAUCAGCGGAAGCUAGAAUUGCCCGUUUGCACAUGUGGUGGCCAUACUAUGGGUUUCCUAUGGUCCAUCCAAGUGGACCGAGUGCAGUGGCACACAAUGGAAAAGCUACUGAUGAGAGCGAAGCUGUGAAAAGCCCUCCAGUUGAAUCAAGCUCGGACUUCGAUGACAAUACUCAGGCAACAGCCAGCAAGCAGUGGAAAGUGCCCGAGUCGCUUGGAACAGCGCAGGCCCCUCCGUCGGUUUCUAAUUUUCAGCUUAAACCAAGCACGAACUCGGCCUUCGUGAGAGUGAAGCCGAUCAUCAGCAGCGGAGAUGAGCCGGCGAGGGGGUUCGUGCCGUACAAAAGAUGUAGAGUCGAAUGACGAAAGCGGGGAUCUUCUUCCCCGUUUCUAAUUUAACUAUGAACCCUAGGAGGAGCCUGUUCCACAUAUUCCUUUGCUCCGGUGUAUUCUUAGGUUUUACUUGCACAUAGAGAUUGGCGGCGGUCUGGCCCGGGAAAUGCGCGUUGUUUCCUGCUUGCGCCUUGUAAUGAGCAGGGCACAGGUGGUUGCUGUAAGUGCUGUAGGAUAAAAAGCAGGAGGUUCUGUAGGGAUGCCAAUUCUCUGUCUGUCUCAUGUUGUUGAUGUAAAAGCAAAGAAUUUUUGUGUCACUCUUGUUGAUUCUUAAUGGAAAUCGAUUUCUCUGAAUGAA